Schistocerca serialis cubense is the source of this 1320-nucleotide messenger RNA. RefSeq names its product gamma-glutamyl hydrolase-like. Gene Ontology annotation, molecular function: gamma-glutamyl-peptidase activity. Lineage: Eukaryota; Metazoa; Arthropoda; Insecta; Orthoptera; Acrididae. The coding region runs from base 349 to 1224 and encodes 291 amino acids. Gene Ontology annotation, biological process: tetrahydrofolylpolyglutamate metabolic process. Gene Ontology annotation, cellular component: vacuole. The record is from RefSeq and is a predicted model, not a curated record. The transcript is spliced from 7 exons.
UAGUUAUUGUGUAGUGUGUACGCUGCUGCCAACCUUGUAUCUAAUGAUAAUAAUGAAAUGGCGUGUGCGAAACCAAUUGCAUAGGGAUUAUUGUGUUUUGUUGUCAGUUUGUUUCGAUAUGGUACAACCGUGGCACAACCAAGGACUCCAAGAACAGGCAUUUUUGUUUUGUUUUAAUGCUCAGUGAAUGUCCCUCCCCAUUUUUUUUCCAGUCGCCGAGAUGAGCUCUGGUCAGACCUCACUACCUCAGCUCCCAAAUAUAAAUCUGUUAAUGCGAAAGAUAAGUCCAAAGUCUAAUAAUGCAGAAGCAGUAGCACUUUUGGGUGUUGGUCAUAGAAUUUUCUUCAUAUGUGUUUGUCAAGGAUUUUAUCUCAAGAACUAUCGCCAACAGUUUCAGGAAUAUUUGGAAAUCAUUCUAGCUAUAUCGCAGCGUCGUAUGUGAAGUAUGUGGAGGGGGCUGGAGGUAGAGUAGUACCUAUAUGGGUGAACCAGACCGAGUCCUAUUACAGAGAAGUAAUUAGUAGAAUCAAUGGACUUCUGUUUCCUGGUGGUGCUUCAUAUUUUACGAAUACUGAUGGCUAUGCAGCAGCAGGAGAAAUUUUGUACAAUUUAACCAUUGGUUUAAAUGAAAAUGGUGAUUAUUUUCCACUUUGGAGCACAUGUUUGGGAUUUGAGCUGAUGCUAUAUUUAGCAGCUGGUCAAAGAGAACAUCGUUGUUCCUGUUCUGCAAAUGAUGUUGCUCUUCCUCUAGAGUUUACACAUGAUUUCAAUGAAAGCAGCCUUUUUGGUGCAGCUCCAGAGAAUGUUAUAACUGCUCUUGGGUCACAGAAUAUUACUGCCAAUUACCACAACUUCUGCGUAACUCGAAAGAACUUAACGGAAUUUGGCUUGAGUGGGCAGUGGCAUGUCCUCUCUGUGAACCAUGAUAUAAAUGGUGUGGAAUUUAUAUCAUCUAUCCAGUCAAGACUGUAUCCUUUUUAUGGUGUCAUUUUUCAUCCAGAAAAAAAUGCAUAUGAAUGGAAAUCAAAUAAAAACAUACCCCAUAGUUCAGAUGCAGUGGUUGCGAUGCAGUACUUUGCAAACUUUUUUGUGAAUGAAGCUCGUAAGAACUUUCACAGCUUUCCAUCAGUGGAAUCUGAAGAGUCUGCACUUAUUUAUAAAUAUACUCCUACAUAUACAGGUGAUCAUCUUAUCUAUGAACAGUGUUAUUUUUUUGAUUACUAACAGUUAUAGGUGUACUCGCCUGACAUUUCUGAAAGAAUAAUAUGUCAAUAAAUGGGAUGAGAUGGAGCAAGUCACUAUUUUGUCUAAUACUCCUUU